AUUACAUGACCGUAAACACGGUUUUACGUUAAGAGUUUGUGUUGAUUAGUAUUAUAAGAAAACACAGAAGAAUUUAAAUAUGGCAGAUGUACUAGAUAUUGAUAAUGCAGAAGAAUUUGAAGUUGAUGAUGAAGGCGACCAGGGUAUCGCACGUUUAAAAGAAAAAGCGAAGAGAAGAAAAGGUAGGGGACAUGGUGCAGAAUUGGUGUCUACUCGUGAUGAUGUUGGUCAUUACGAGUCAAUGAACGUUGUUGAGGAAGAUGACGAUGAACCGGGACCACAAAGAUCUGUAGAAGGAUGGAUUCUAUUUAUAAAUUCAGUACAUGAAGAAGCUCAAGAAGAUGAUAUUCAAGACAAAUUUUCAGAAUUUGGGCAAAUUAAAAAUUUGCAUUUGAAUUUGGACAGAAGAACAGGGUUUUUAAAAGGAUAUGCUUUAGUAGAGUAUGAAACAUUCAAAGAAGCUCAAGCAGCAAAAGAUGCAUUAAAUGGAACAGAAAUCUUAGGGCAGCCAAUUUCAGUUGAUUGGUGUUUUGUAAAAGGACCAAAAAAAAUUAAGAAGAGAAGUCAUAGAAGGCGAUGAAAAAAGGC
Molecule: messenger RNA, 588 nt
Organism: Habropoda laboriosa
Lineage: Eukaryota; Metazoa; Arthropoda; Insecta; Hymenoptera; Apidae
Gene: tsu
Product: RNA-binding protein 8A
Exons: 4
Coding region: 80-580 (166 amino acids)
Biological process (GO): RNA splicing
Cellular component (GO): nucleus; exon-exon junction complex; cytoplasm
Molecular function (GO): mRNA binding
Source: RefSeq, a predicted model, not a curated record